Molecule: messenger RNA, 930 nt
Organism: Passer domesticus (house sparrow)
Lineage: Eukaryota; Metazoa; Chordata; Aves; Passeriformes; Passeridae
Product: sericin-1-like
Exons: 1
Coding region: 319-747 (142 amino acids)
Source: RefSeq, a predicted model, not a curated record
UCUCAGUUUUCAGAAGGCUUCAAACCAUUUUUAUUCUAGCACACAUGCUUUCCAUACUUUCUUACAAAACUCAUAAAUUUACACUUAUUGGUCAUGAGAGACAAACAAAGUGCUCGUUGGAACAGGCAGUUGCAGGUUUCUCUUAUUUCUCUUUCUUUCUUUCUCAGUUUCUCUGUCAAUGACCUUAGUAGGAAAUCCUUUCAGGGGUGAACAUGGAUCCUCUUCUCCAACUUCUCUCUGGCUCACAGAAGUCGCAGUAAAACCUCUCCCACAGCCUUGGACACUUGCAGUGUCCCUGUUCAUUGCCUUCACUCACAGAUGAGUUUUCCCAGCAGGUCGCCAACCAUGUGCUCCCGCCAGGACAAGGACCAGUGCCACCAGCAGGAACGCUCCUGCUGCCACAGUGGCGGAUCUGGUUGCCACAGGAGCAGUGGCGGAUCUGGUUGCCACGGGAGCAGUGGCGGAUCUGGCUGCCACAGGAGCAGCGGAUCUGGCUGCCACGGGAGCAGUGGCGGAUCUGGCUGCCACGGGAGCAGCGGAUCUGGCUGCCACGGGAGCAGUGGUGGAUCUGGUUGCCACAGGAGCAGCGGAUCUGGUUGCCACAGUAGCAGCGGAUCUGGUUGCCAUGUGACCAGUGGAUCGGGCUGCCAUGGGAGCAGCGGAUCUGGUUGCCACGGGAGCAGUGGGGGAUCCUGCCAGCAGGAAUGCCAGCAGCAAAUCUACCAAGUGUCCUCAAAUAUGAAGUGAUCACCCCACCAGCCACAGGUGAUCUACAGGAUUGCCCUGGAUCCUGUGCCAUGUUCCGAAAGCUUUGCAUGUGCCCAGCAAUUUCCAAGGACAAUGUGUCCUUCCCUCCCCUGGUGUGUCCUGUAACCUGCCCUGAGCUUCUCUGUGGGUGCUGAAAUAAAUGCUUUGUUCACACUGGCACAA